Pieris macdunnoughi is the source of this 1683-nucleotide messenger RNA. The record is from the annotation of a GenBank genome assembly. NCBI's taxonomy places the organism in Eukaryota, Metazoa, Arthropoda, Insecta, Lepidoptera, Pieridae.
AUGAGUUCAAAUGAAGAAAUGUUUCUUGUUAUUAUUGGUGAUGAAGACUAUCAGGUGCCUGAUGAUUUAAAAGAAGUUGUAGAACAAAGUGAUUCAAAUAUGGAGAUAGGUGAAAUUAUAGAAGAACAACAAAUUGAAGAAGAACCAUGUACCUAUGAAAUUCAAGUAGAAAAUGAAGAUGACUUAAAUGGUGAAGAAAAUGUAAAUCAAGAAGAAUAUAGUUUUGAUGGAGAAAUUGUUGAUGAAGGAAUAAUCAUAGAGGAACCAGUUUAUGAAGAGCCAGUAAAGACAGAUGUCAAUGGUGACAUAAUAAAUGAAAGGAUAAUACUAGACCAACCUUAUGAAGUUGAACUUGAAGAAAUGAAAGAAGAUCAAAAUAAUUCAACAAAUAAUCAAGAAAUAAUUAUUGAAGGUUUAGAUGAAAAUAGUAUACUACAGCUGCAAAAUGGGGAACUACAAUUAGAGGAUGGAGACGGGCAGCACUAUUUAAUACAAGAAGAGAAUGGACAGUAUGUCCUUCAAGAAUCAUCUAAGUACAAUAUAGUUGAGAUAAAUGGUGAACAAGUGUUAGUGCAAGAAGUUGAAGAGACCGAUGAACAUACCAAUAAAAACAAUUCAAAUGUUCAAUAUGUUAUUCAACAAGAUACUCAAGGAUCAAGCGAUGAUGAGUUUGCAAGACCAAAAGGAAAACAAGAAAGACCACCGAGGCCACAUCAGGUUUCUUCUUAUGUGCAAGAGUUGAAAGAAACCUACCCAGAAUUGAAUGAUGAAGAAAGAUUAAUUUCAACUUUAGCAGAAAUUAUGAGAACAAUAAAACCGCCACCUCUUCCUGAUAAUUUUUGUGUCAUGAAUGGCAUUAUGUUUGAGUGUAAUUCAUGUGGCAAGUUCUUUAACAGUAUGCCAGAGGCUGCUCGUCAUUUUCAAUACUAUCAUGGCGAGCGAUACCUCAUGUGUUUUGCGUGUGGAGCAGAUUUUAGAAACCCCACAAACUUAUACAAACAUGAGAAAGGUUGCACCAUGUAUCCCGAUAUCAUCUCAGUUUUGAAGGCGCGCUCCAGACAUCUUAGUAGCAAAGGACGUAAUCGGCCCUACUUUUCUAAAUCACAUGAAAUCAGAAUUGAAAAUAACAGAUUCCUGUGCAGCCAAUGCCCUGCAUCAUUCGGUACUCGGUCAGGCCUAGACGCGCACGAGCACGAGCACGCGGGAGACAGGCCUUACCUUUGCGCCUUCUGCGUCUGCGCAUACACUUCGCCUUCUGCCCUGUCGCGACACAUGCGCAAACACCGCGGCGAGAUGUUAGUGUGUGAGCAAUGCGGCAAGCGACUCAGUACUAGGAACGCCCUUGACGCACACAUGUUGACGCACCAACCUGCCCUUCGAAGAUACCUAUGCCCGGAGUGCCCGAAGCGUUUCUCGCAGAAGAGCAGUCUUCAGCUGCACCUUGAACGCCUUCAUCGCGACUUGCCCCCGCCAUGCGCCUGUCAACUGUGUCCGGCCAGGUACCCCCGUAUGUCGCAACUGAGACAACACAUGAAGGAAGUACACGGAAUGCUACUCAUGACUCAAAAGAUGUUCUACAAAUCGUUGCCAAGAUUAACUCCAUCUCAAGUAGAGCAAGCAAAAGUGGUACUCAAAUCAGAGGUCGAAAAAUAUCCAAGAUAUGUCAUUGAAAAAUCGCUUUGA